UGGCUGUAUUUGUCUUUGAUAAAAAGUUAAUAGACAAGUUUCAAAAAUAUGAAAAGGAUCAGAUUAUUGAUUCUUUAAAACGAGGUGUUCAACAGCUCACCAGGCUUCGACACCCUCGGCUGCUCACUGUUCAACAUCCAUUAGAAGAAUCCAGAGAUUGCCUGGCAUUUUGUACAGAACCUGUCUGUGCCAGUUUAGCUAAUGUUCUUGGCAGCUGGGACAACCUACCUUCUCCUUUACCAUCUGAAAUUAAAGAAUACAAACUUUAUGAUGUGGAGACCAAAUAUGGCUUGCUUCAGGUUUCUGAAGGCCUGUCCUUUUUGCAUAGCAGUGUGAAAAUGGUCCAUGGGAAUAUUACGCCUGAGAAUAUAAUUUUGAACAAGAGUGGAGCGUGGAAAAUUAUGGGCUUUGAUUUUUGUAUCCAGUCAACAAAUCCAUCUGAACAGGAGCCAAAGUUCCCUUGUAAGGAAUGGGAUCCAAACUUGCCGUCCUUGUGUCUUCCAAAUCCUGAAUAUCUGGCACCUGAAUAUAUUCUCUCUGUGAGCUGCGAGACAGCCAGCGAUAUGUAUUCCCUAGGAGCUGUUAUGUAUGCAGUAUUUAAUAAAGGGAAGCCAAUUUUUGAGGUCAACAAGCAGGAUAUUUAUAAAAGUUUUAGCAGGCAACUGGAUCAGCUGAGCCGUUUAAGCUGCAGCACUCUUCAGAAUAUACCAGAAGAGGUGCGGGAACACGUAAAGCUGCUCUUAAAUGUUGCUCCCGCAGUAAGACCCGACGCAGAUCAAAUGACUAAGAUACCGUUCUUCGAUGAUGUGGGAGCAAUGACACUUCAGUAUUUUGACUCUUUAUUUCAAAGGGAUAACCUUCAGAAGUCACAGUUUUUUAAAGGGUUACCAAAGGUUCUGCCAAAACUACCUAAGCGUGUUAUAAUUCAGCGCAUUUUGCCUUGCUUGACCUCUGAGUUUGUGAACCCUGAUAUGGUACCCUUUGUCUUGCCUAACGUUCUCCUUAUUGCUGAAGAGUGCACCAAAGAAGAAUAUAUCAGGCUUAUUCUGCCUGAUCUUGGUCCUGUUUUUAAGCAGCAAGAACCAAUACAGAUCCUGUUGAUUUUCCUGCAAAAAAUGGAUUUGCUUCUAACCAAAACUCCACCAGAUGAAAUAAAGAACAGCGUUCUACCAAUGGUUUAUAGAGCCUUGGAAGCACCUUCAAUUCAAAUUCAGGAACUUUGCCUAAACAUAAUUCCCACAUUUGCCAAUCUAAUAGAUUACCCAUCAAUGAAAAAUUCAUUGAUUCCAAGAAUUAAGAAUGCAUGUUUGCAAACUUCAUCUCUUGCUGUCCGAGUAAACUCACUAGUGUGCCUAGGAAAGAUUUUGGAGUACUUGGAUAAAUGGUUUGUGCUUGAUGAUAUUCUACCUUUUCUACAACAAAUUCCAUCCAAGGAACCUGCAGUGCUAAUGGGAAUUUUAGGUAUUUACAAAUGUACAUUUACUCAUAAGAAGCUUGGAAUUACCAAAGAGCAGCUUGCAGGAAGAGUAUUGCCUCAUCUGAUUCCUCUCAGUAUUGAAAACAAUCUUAAUCUCAAUCAGUUCAAUUCUUUUAUUUGUGUUAUAAAAGAUAUGCUUAACAGACUGGAGGCAGAGCAUAAAACAAAACUUGAACAGCUUCAUGUCAUGCAAGAACAACAGAAAUCUUUGGAUAUAGCUAAUCAGAUGAGUGUAUCUGAAGAGGCAAGAUCUACCAGUACAAAUAAUCAGAUUGACAAGGUAUUUGGUAAUACUGGAACUGACCUUCUAACUAGUGGAUCUGACAGAGAAGAGAACGAGUUAUCAUCAAAACAGAAAAAGACAUCCCUUACACUUGAGGAAAAGCAAAAAUUAGCUAAAGAACAAGAACAGGCACAGAAAUUGAAAAGCCAGCAGCCUCUAAAGCCACAGACGACUGUGAUAACACCUCCAUUGAAGCAGACAAAGGACUUGACAGAUACCCUGAUAGAUAAUAUGUCAUCUUUGACAUCUAUCAACAAAACUAAAGUUGCAUCUUCAAACAGCUUCUCUUCUGUCCCUUCUGUGGGUGUUGGAAUGGGAUUUUCACCAACUGUUGACAGCACAAAGAGAAAUGUAACAAAUGGACUAAAUACUAGUAUGGGUUUUCAGACUGCCGGGUUCGGUGUGGCAACUGGUCCCACCACUCAGAAUUUCUUCAGUAGUCCAAGCACAACAGGAACAAGCAAGAUGAACGUUGCACCAACUGCCAAUAUGCCAAACUACAGUCCCAUGAGUGCUACAUCUGCAGUCUCUCCACUGGCACAACAAAACAGACCCCCAGAUAUGUCUGCUUUAGAUAAUCUUUUUGGUCCUCAAAAGCCCAAAGUCAGUAUGAAACAGUUGGCUCAACAGAAGUCAAACCAAUGGGUUAAUCAGUUUGUACCCUCACAAGGGUCCCCAGUUGCAAGUGCUUCAGUCUUGGGACCUCAGAUGAACAUGAUGGGACAGCCUGGCUUUGGUAUACAGGGUAAUCCUUUCUUUUCUCCUCAGAACUUUGCACAACCAGCAAACACGAUGACAAACAGCAGCUCAGCUAGCAAUGACUUGAAAGAUCUUUUUGGGUAAAACGUCCUAUUUUCUUCUUUCGGUGGUUGGUAUGAUUUGAAUCAUGGGUAAGCUGAUUAACAUCUUUUUUUGAGUAGGAAAAGUAUGACUUGGGGGAAGUUUCCACUCAGCAAAAUAAAUAAUUUCACACUAGAAAACUGUUUUUACAUUGUCCUGGUAAUGUAGUGGAAAGCAUAAGUGCAAAGUCAUCCUAUGUCAUAAUUUUCCUGUCUCUUUACCCAACUUCAGAGCAUUGGAGGUAGGAUGUAUAUAUUCACU
Tinamus guttatus (white-throated tinamou) is the source of this 2861-nucleotide messenger RNA. NCBI's taxonomy places the organism in Eukaryota, Metazoa, Chordata, Aves, Tinamiformes, Tinamidae. The record is from RefSeq and is a predicted model, not a curated record.